Messenger RNA from Cervus elaphus (red deer), 6190 nucleotides. RefSeq names its product tetratricopeptide repeat domain 21B (gene TTC21B). Lineage: Eukaryota; Metazoa; Chordata; Mammalia; Artiodactyla; Cervidae. The transcript is spliced from 28 exons. The coding region runs from base 131 to 3967 and encodes 1278 amino acids. Gene Ontology annotation, molecular function: identical protein binding. The record is from RefSeq and is a predicted model, not a curated record. Gene Ontology annotation, cellular component: intraciliary transport particle A. Gene Ontology annotation, biological process: intraciliary retrograde transport; protein localization to cilium.
CCCGCCCCGCCCCUCCCGCCGCGUCCCGAGCGAGUUUGGGCCUGGGCGGCGGGGCUUGAGCCCCUGGCUCUGCUGUUAGGCUUCGGCAGGCGCACGAUCGGGAGGCCUGCGGCCUGGCCUUGGGGAAGCAAUGGACUCGCAGGGGCUGAAGGCUUUGAUUAAUUACUACUGUCAGGAGAGAUAUUUCCACCAUGUGUUACUUGUUGCCAGUGAGGGAAUGAAGAGCUAUGGCAGUGACCCAGUCUUCAGGUUUUAUCAUGCCUAUGCUACAUUAAUGGAAGGUAAAAUUCAAGAAGCUCUUCGAGAAUUUGAGGCUAUUAAGAAUAAACAAGAUGUAUCACUUUGUUCUCUAAUUGCACUGAUAUACGCUCAUAAAAUGAGCCCUAAUCCAGAUAGAGAAGCUAUUCUUGAAUCAGAUGCCAGAGUGAAAGAGCAGCGUAAAGGAGCUGGACCAAAAGUUUUGUACCAUGCAGGCUUGUUUUUGUGGCACGUUGGUCGGCAUGAUAAAGCGAGAGAAUAUAUUGACCGAAUGAUCAAGAUAUCAAAUGGGAGUAAAGAGGGACAGGUUUUGAGAGCAUGGCUUGAUAUUACAAGAAGAAAAGAACCUUAUACUAAAAAAGCAUUAAGAUACUUUGAAGAGGGAUUGCAAGAUGGGAAUGAUAUUUUUGCUCUACUGGGUAAGGCACAGUGCCUUGAGAUGCGCCAGAAUUAUUCAGGUGCUCUGGAGACUGUGAACCAGAUAAUCAUGAAUUUUCCAAGUUUCCUUCCUGCUUUGGUAAAGAAAAUGAAACUACAACUAGCCUUGCAGGAUUGGGACCAGACAGUUGAGACAGCACACAGGUUGAUGCUGCAAGAUAAUCAAAAUUUGGAAGCACUGAGAAUGCUGGCCCUUUACUAUUUGUGUAGGGAGGGGGAUAUAGAGAAGGCUGCCACCCAGCUGGAAAACUUAGGAAAUGCAUUGGAUGUCGUGGAACCACAGAAUGCUCAACUUUUUUAUACAAUCACAAUAGCCUUCAGCAGAAUUUGUGGACGUAGUCAACUCAUUCUUCAGAAAACCCAAACAUUGCUAGAAAAAGCUUUUAGUUUAAAUCCUCAGCAAUCAGAAUUUGCUACAGAACUUGGAUACCAAAUGAUUUUACACGGGAAAGUUAAAGAGGCCUUGAAGUGGUAUAAGACCGCCACGACACUAGAUGAAACCAGUGUUUCUGCUCUAAUUGGAUUUAUCCAGUGUCAAUUAAUAGAAGGGCAACUACAGGAUGCAGAUCAGCAUCUAGAAUUCCUUAGUGAAGUUCAGCAGUCUAUUGGAAAAUCAGCGGAAUUAACCUAUUUACAUGCAGUUCUUGCUAUGAAGAAAAAUAAACGACAAGAAGAGGUUAUUAAUUUGUUAGAUGAUGUCCUGGACACUCAUUUUUCACAAUUGGAGGAUUUACCUCUUGGCAUACAGUAUUUUGAGAAGUUAAAUCCUGAUUUCUUGCUAGAAAUUAUUACAGAAUAUCUGAAUUUCUGUCCAAUGCAGCCUGCAAGUCCUGGGCAACCUCUUUCUCCACUUCUCAGACGUUGUACCUCAAUCCUGGAGACUAUAGUCAGAACCGUUCCUGGUCUUCUGCAGGCUGUCUUCCUAAUAGCAAAAGUGAAGUAUUUGUCAGGUGAUAUCGAAGCAGCUUACAAUAACCUGCAGCAUUGCCUAGAACACAGCCCUUCCUAUGCCGAUGCUCAUCUUCUGAUGGCUCAGGUUUAUCUGUCUCAGGAAAAAUUCAAAUUGUGUUCUCAGUCUCUUGAACUAUGCCUGAGCUAUAAUUUUAAGGUGAGAGAAUAUCCUCUCUAUCAUCUGAUAAAAGCUCAGUCACAAAAGAAAAUGGGAGAAAUAGGAGAAGCAAUUAAAACUCUGCACAUGGCAAUGAGUUUACCAGGAAUGAGGAGAAUUGGAUCUUCCUCAAAGUCAAAAUACAGAAAAACUGAAAUUGAUGCAAGCCAUCGUUUAUCAGUCUUUCUUGAGUUGGUAGAGGUUCACCGUUUAAAUGGAGAACAGCAUGAGGCAGCCAAAGUUUUACAAGAUGCCAUCCAUGAAUUUUCUGGGACAUCUGAAGAGUUGCGUGUCACUAUCGCUAACGCAGACUUAGCUCUGGCCCAGGGAGAUGUGGAGAGGGCUUUAAGCAUGCUUCGGAAUGUUACAGCCGAGCAGCCGUAUUUCAUAGAGGCCAAGGAAAAAAUGGCAGAUAUAUAUCUGAAGCACAGAAAAGAGAAAAUGUUAUAUAUCACUUGUUACAGAGAAAUGGCUGAAAGGAUGCCCAGUUCUCGGUCUUUUCUUCUCCUUGGUGAUGCAUACAUGAAUAUUCAGGAGCCUGAGGAAGCCAUAGUAGCAUAUGAGCAAGCACUAAAUCACAACCCAAAGGACGGAACACUGGCAAGCAAAAUUGGGAAAGCCCUUGUGAAAACUCACAACUACUCAAAGGCAAUCACUUAUUAUGAGGCUGCUCUGAAAAGUGGACGACAAAAUUAUCUCUGCUAUGACCUGGCCGAGCUCUUAUUAAAAUUGAAGUGGUAUGAUAAAGCAGAAAAAGUUCUUCAGCAUGCUCUAGCUCAUGAACCUGUAAAUGAACUGUCGGCCCUCAUGGAAGAUGGACGUUCUCAAGUUCUUCUAGCAAAAGUUUACAGUAAAAUGGACAGACCCGAUGAUGCAGUCACUUCAUUGCAACAGGCUCGAGAAUUACAAGCUCGGGUGCUAAAACGUGCUCAGAUGGAACAGCCAGAUGCAGUUCCUGCACAGAAACAUUUAGCAGCUGAAAUUUGUGCAGAGAUUGCAAAACAUUCUGUUGCUCAGCGAAACUAUGAAAAAGCAAUUAAGUUUUAUAGAGAAGCUCUUGUUCAUUGUGAGACAGAUAAUAAGAUAAUGCUGGAGCUGGCCCGAUUGUACCUGGUACAAGAUGACCCCGACGCCUGCCUGCGGCACUGUGCCCUGCUUCUCCAGAACGACCAGGACAAUGAGGCCGCCACCAUGAUGAUGGCAGAUCUCAUGUUCAGAAAACAGGACUAUGAACAAGCCGUGUUUCAUUUACAACAGCUUUUAGAACGAAAACCAGAUAAUUAUAUGACGUUAUCUCGUUUAAUUGAUUUCUUAAGAAGAUGUGGAAAACUUGAAGAUGUUCCACGAUUUUUCUUAAUGGCUGAGAAACGUAACUCCAGAGCAAAACUGGAGCCAGGAUUUCAGUACUGUAAAGGGUUAUAUCUUUGGUAUACUGGAGAACCAAAUGAUGCCCUUCGACAUUUUAAUAAAGCUCGGAAAGACAGUGACUGGGGCCAAAAUGCCCUUUAUAAUAUGAUUGAAAUCUGUUUGAAUCCAGAUAAUGAAACUAUUGGAGGUGAAGUAUUUGAAAAUCUUGAUGCAGAUCUGGGUAAUUCAACUGAGAAGCAAGAGUCUGCGCAGUUAGCAGUGAGAACAGCAGAAAAGCUCCUUAAGGAACUAAAACCUCAGACCAUUCAGGGUCAUGUACAGCUUCGCAUAAUGGAAAACUAUUGCCUAAUGGCCACCAAACAGAAAUCUAAUGUGGAGCAGGCAUUGACUACCUUCACUGAAAUAGCAGCCUCUGAGAAGGAUCAUGUUCCAGCACUUUUGGGAAUGGCAACAGCUCAUAUGAUCUUGAAACAAACUCCCCGGGCCCGAAAUCAGCUGAAGCGGAUUGCAAAAAUGAACUGGAAUCCUAUUGAUGCUGAGGACUUUGAGAGGAGUUGGCUGCUGCUUGCCGAUAUUUAUAUUCAGUCAGCAAAAUAUGACAUGGCCGAGGAUCUGAUAAAACGGUGCCUGAGGCAUAACAGGUCAUGCUGCAAAGCUUAUGAAUAUAUGGGCUACAUUAUGGAAAAAGAGCAAGCAUAUAUGGAUGCUGCCUUAAACUAUGAGAUGGCAUGGAAACAUAGCAACCAGACAAAUCCAGCAGUAGAAUUCAAGCCUGAGCGCUGUCACUGUGAAUGACACCAGGAACUGAGGCCCACUGCGAGGAGGACACAGCCGUGUUUCUCUCUUCACAGUCGUUCCCGGGCUACGUGACAGUCACGGGGCUGUUUACACUGUUGGUGCUUUUGUUUUCUUGCUUUCACGAGCUCAGGCUCUCUCCCCCCAUUUUUUUUUUUUUUUUUUUCCUGAUUACACAGAGUUGAAUUCUUAGAAGCCUGACAGGUGUAAUGAAACUGUGGUACACAUGUUCUUCGCCAUGUGUAGCUCUUCAUUUCCUCUCUAAAGUUCUUUUUUGCAGGAAAUGAUCUAUCGAGUUUGUUUCAAUAUGACAACUUUCUGCUUCUACUUUAGUGUAUCACAGUUUAAAAAAAACAUUAGUAUUUGUGUGGUACUCUGAAAUUUUUUAAAGCAUUUCACAAGUAUUUCAUUUGAUCUUUAAAUUUACAUUAAGAGAUUAGCAGGGCUAUCGUUCCCAUUUUUGGAUGCAGAAACUUGAAAUUGACAGCUAACGGUGACUUGCCUAAGGUCUCAAAGCUAGUCAGGAAACCGGAAGCCAAAAGUUAUGUCCAGGUUUUUUUGGUUCUAGUUUCCAUAUUUGGCAUGACAUGUUUAAGUUGUUUUCCUUUUUAAAUGUCACAAACCAUUUAUUAUUCUGUUUUAUAAUUCCUUUCCUAUGAUAUUAAGUUUACCUCUCUGAUACUGUGUUCAUCUUGGACAUUUCUAAUUGUGUAUGUGUUUGUGUGUGUGAAUUGAAUACUAUGAAUUUUAGAUAAUUUCUGUUCCUUCCUUCUUGCUACCAUGAUUGCAUUAGCCAAUAAUUCUUUUAAAACAUUGUUUUGAAAUUCUAAAAAUUUUCUUCAAGGAUCCUUUGAUUAAAGUCCAAGAGGAGCAUUCAAAUUUCCUUUUCAUAUUUUUAAGUGGUAAAGCAAAAUAUAUUAUUUAUUAGUUACAUAUUAUUUUUCAUUGUGUUAUAUCUUAUUUAUUGAAUCUACUUUUUCAUCUCCUCAGUUUGCUUAUUACUAAAGAAACUAAGGAGAUGAAAUUGGCAUUCUUAUUACAGAACACCAGUUAUUUAAGAAUGUAUUAAAAUUUUCUUCAGAAAUGUCAGUAUUUGGACUUCCCGGUGGUCCAGCUGUUUAAGAAUCUGCCUGCCAAUGCAGGGGACAUGGGUUCCAUCCCUGGUCUGGGGAUAUUCCACCUGCUGCAGGUUAACUAAGCCCAUGCAGCAACUUCUGAGGCUGCGCACCUAGAACCUGUACUCCACAACGGGAGAAACCACCGCAGUGAGAAGCCCACACACCGCAACUGAAGAGCAGCUCCUGCUCAUCUCACCGAGAGAAAGCCCACUCAUUGCAGUUACUAGAGAAAGCAUGUGCCCAGUAAGACCCAGUACAGCCAAAAAGAAAUAACUAAAAAUUUUAAAUAAAUAAAUAACCCUUGCAGUGUGCCAUUUCAACAUCACAUGUGGCUGACGUGGCCGUCUAAUGACUAAUGCUCUGCCUCUGAGUCAGCCCCCUGCUGCAGCGCCCUCUGCUCCUCCAGCGCUCCAGGUCCAUUUGGCUGCCGCGUCUCCCUCUGCCUCUGGCCUUUCCGUGGCAGUUCUCUUUGCCUAACAGAAUUCUCUCUUCCCACCCCUUUGGCCUACAUUAUGCCUCUUCCUUCAGGUUUCACACAUUGCCUGACACCCACCCCACAUUUCUUAUUACAGUGCUCUUGGCCUGUGCCUUUGUUUCAUAGUAUUUAUCUCAGUUCUGAAAUCAUUCAUGUACUUCCAUAAUUACUUAAAUAACUUACGUUCUUUCCUAACAGAAUGUAAACCUCAGGCACCAGUUUGCCUGAUGUGUUAAGUACAUCAGUACUGUAUAAAGGAAUUGCUGUGUUAUCACUUACUGCUCUAUGAUCAGUUUUUACUGUAAUCUGAAACAAAUGGGGCUUUUCUAGUAAGUUGCAAAACCAUAUUUGUGGGAUGGCUGGCCAUCUUCUAGCCCAACGGUGGUCCCUUGUUCCAACUCCAUUUUCUUUGGUACCUGUUCUCCUUUUAUAUCACUCCACCUUCUGUUAUCUUAUCGUUUCUAUCAUAGUACAGUCACUAAGUACACACACACACAUAGUACACACACACCCUCCACUAAGAGUUCUCUAAUAUUAGCAUAAGCAAACAAAGGAGGAAGCCAUGAAAGGUAAUACUAACAGUGUGCUUUAUAAAUAAAUAAUACUAUAUCAUUGCUGGGGGUUUUGUCU